Elephantulus edwardii (Cape elephant shrew) is the source of this 2919-nucleotide messenger RNA. It is a transcript of the gene PTPRN, whose product is annotated as protein tyrosine phosphatase, receptor type, N. NCBI's taxonomy places the organism in Eukaryota, Metazoa, Chordata, Mammalia, Macroscelidea, Macroscelididae. Gene Ontology annotation, molecular function: protein tyrosine phosphatase activity. The record is from RefSeq and is a predicted model, not a curated record. The transcript is spliced from 23 exons. The coding region runs from base 1 to 2919 and encodes 972 amino acids. Gene Ontology annotation, biological process: protein dephosphorylation. Gene Ontology annotation, cellular component: secretory granule.
AUGCGGCGCCCGCGGCGGCCUGGGGGACCUGGGGGCUCCGGGGGUCUCCGGCUGCUCUUCUGCCUCCUGCUGCUGGGCAACCGCCCAGGGGGCUGCAACGCCAUUAGUGCCCACGGUUGUCUGUUUGACCGAAGGCUUUGCUCCCACCUUGAAGUCUGUAUUCAGGAUGGCUUGUUUGGACAGUGUCAGGUGGGAGUGGGGCAGGUCCGGCCCCUUCUGCAAGUCACCUCUCCAGUUCUCCAGCGCUUACAAGGCGUGCUCCGACAGCUCAUGUCCCAAGGAUUGUCCUGGCAUGAUGAUCUCACUCAGUACGUGAUUUCCCAGGAGAUGGAGCGCAUCCCCCGGCUUCGCCCCCCACAACCCUAUCCAAGGGACAGAUCUGGCUUAGCGUCUAGGAGACCUGGCCCUGGGGAGCUGCUUUCAAAGGGCAUGCCCACUGGCCCUGCCCCUGCAACCCAGCACCUCCUUCCUCGGCCUUCAGCAGGUGGGGGUGGAGCUGGGGCAGGCUCCUCCCUGUCCCCCCUGCAGGCUGAGCUGCUGCCCCCUCUCUUGGAGCACCUGCUGUUGCCCCCACAGCCUCCUCACCCUGCCUUGAGUUAUGAAACCGCCUUGCUGCAACCCUACCUCUUCCACCAGUUUGGAUCCCGUGAUGGCUCUCAGGGCUCAGAGAGCUCCCCAGGGAUGGUCAGUGUCGGCCCCCUGCCCAAGACCAAACUCCCUGCCCUCCUCAGCAGAGCUGCCUCCAAGGGCAUGUUUGGGGCCCACCCUAGCCUCUCCUAUGGGGACCCUCCAGGGCCUUCACCUGCUCAGCUUUUCCAGGAUUCAGGGCUGCUCUACCUGACCCAGAAGCCUCCAGCGCCCAGCAGGGCCAGGGUGCCAAGGCUUCCAGAGCAAGGGAGCAGCAACCAGGAGGUUGCAGAAGAUUCCUCGGAGGGCUAUGAGAAGGAAGGACCAGGGGCUCGUGGAGAGAAGCCUUUCCCAGCUGUCCCGCCAGAUGUCGCUCUGCAGAGACUGGCGGCUGUGCUGGCAGGCUAUGGAGUGGAGUUGCGUCAGCUGACCCCAGAACAACUAUCUACCCUCUUGACCUUGCUGCAGCUGCAGCCCAAGGGGGCAGGAAGAAACCUGGGUGGGGUAAAUGCUGGAGCUGACAUCAAGAAAGUGAAAGAGGAGGAGAUACAGGGUGCAAACACAGCAGCACCCCCAUCCCCCACGGCCCCCCUGCCUGGACACCCCACCUCCAGUAACGCCCAGCAAGUACUGAGCUCCCCAGAGUCCUCCAAGGCUGCUGACCUCCCUGUCACACCUGUCCUGCUGGAGAAGAAAAGUCCUCUGGGCCAGAGCCAGCCCACAAUGGCAGGGCAACCCUCUGCUCGGCCUUCUGCCGAGGAAUAUGGCUACAUCGUCACUGACCAGAAGCCGCUGAGCCUGGCUGCAGGCGUGAAGCUGCUGGAGCUCCUGGCUGAACACGUGCACAUGUCCUCGGGCAGCUUUAUCAAUAUCAGUGUGGUGGGACCAGCCCUGACAUUUCGCAUCCGGCACAAUGAGCAGAACCUGUCUUUGGCUGAUGUGACCCAGCAAGCUGGGCUGGUGAAAUCGGAACUGGAGGCCCAGGCAGGGCUCCGGAUCUUGCAGACGGGAGUGGGACAGAGGGAGGAGGCUGCCGCAGUCCUUCCCCGGCCAGCCCACGGCACCUCUCCCAUGCGCUCCGUGUUGCUUACUCUGGUGGCCCUGGUGGGCGUGGCUGGGCUGCUGGUGGCCCUGGCCGUGGCUCUGUGUAUGCGGCAGCAUGCACGGCAGCGGGACAAGGAGCGCCUGGCAGCCCUGGGGCCCGAGGGCGCGCAUGGGGACACCACGUUUGAGUACCAGGACCUCUGCCGGCAACACAUGGCCACGAAGUCCCUGUUCAAUCGGUCCGAGGGUCCGCCGGAGCCCUCACGUGUGAGCAGCGUGUCCUCCCAGUUCAGUGACGCGGCACAGGCCAGCCCCAGCUCCCACAGCAGUACGCCCUCCUGGUGCGAGGAGCCAGCACAGGCCAACAUGGACAUCUCCACAGGGCACAUGAUCCUGGCAUACAUGGAGGACCACUUGCGGAACCGGGACCGCCUGGCUAAGGAGUGGCAGGCCCUGUGUGCCUACCAGGCAGAGCCGAACACCUGUGCCACCGCCCAGGGGGAGUGCAACCUCAAAAAGAACCGCCACCCUGACUUCCUGCCCUAUGACCAUGCCCGCAUCAAGCUGAAGGUGGACAGCAGCCCUUCUCGGAGCGAUUACAUCAACGCCAGCCCCAUCAUUGAGCACGACCCUCGGAUGCCAGCCUACAUCGCCACCCAGGGCCCGCUGUCCCACACCAUUGCAGACUUCUGGCAGAUGGUGUGGGAGAGUGGCUGCACCGUCAUCGUCAUGCUGACCCCACUGGUGGAGGAUGGUGUCAAGCAGUGUGACCGCUACUGGCCAGACGAGGGCUCCUCCCUCUACCAUGUAUACGAGGUGAACCUGGUGUCGGAGCACAUCUGGUGUGAGGACUUUCUGGUGCGCAGCUUCUACCUGAAGAACGUGCAGACCCAGGAGACGCGCACCCUCACACAGUUCCAUUUCCUCAGCUGGCCGGCAGAGGGCACUCCGGCCUCCACGAGGCCCCUGCUGGACUUUCGCAGGAAGGUGAAUAAAUGCUACCGGGGCCGCUCCUGCCCCAUCAUCGUGCACUGCAGUGAUGGUGCUGGGAGGACUGGCACCUACAUCCUGGUCGACAUGGUCCUGAACCGCAUGGCCAAAGGUGUGAAAGAGAUCGACAUUGCGGCCACCCUGGAGCACGUGCGUGACCAGCGGCCCGGCCUUGUCCGCUCCAAGGACCAGUUUGAAUUUGCCCUGACCGCCGUGGCAGAGGAGGUGAACGCCAUCCUCAAGGCCCUGCCCCAGUGA